AUGACACCUCCAAGACCACAGAAUAAAUCAGAACUAGAAGUACCAUCUAAUCUAUUGACACCAGAGGGUUGUAUUUCGUCUUCAAGAAUCAGAGCAUUUCUUAGACUAUCUAGGCAUGUGACUGACGACUCAAUCAGACCCCAUUUGAAUGAACUUAAGAAAUCAGAAUGUUCGCUGUAUUUUCAAGACGAAAUUGUGCCUCAAUGGAAAUUACGCGGGGAUAUAAUUGACUAUUGCUCCAAAUAUUCACAAGAUUUAAGAGACCAUACUUCCCAGGGUAGAACGGUCGAAAAUGUCACUACAUUGUCAUAUAAUCUAGACAAUGCAGCUGAAGUUACAGAAAAGUUCGAUCUCAGAACUGACCCCUAUGCUUACAAGACAUAUCAAAAGAAGAUUUCAGAGCAAUUUGCACAAUGUGAUGCUUUAGAUAGUUGGACCCAAAAUGAAGCAAUGGUAGAGAAGAUUAUCCGAGAACAAACAAUUGAAGUUUUAAAUGAUAAGUGUUUUUAUCAAGACUGGAUGCAGGCAUUUAACAAUGCCGUCUUUCCUAAAAAAUCCAAUUAA
Candida tropicalis MYA-3404 is the source of this 564-nucleotide messenger RNA. RefSeq lists its product as uncharacterized. Gene Ontology annotation, cellular component: mitochondrial intermembrane space; mitochondrion. NCBI's taxonomy places the organism in Eukaryota, Fungi, Ascomycota, Pichiomycetes, Serinales, Debaryomycetaceae. The transcript has a single exon. The record is from RefSeq and is a predicted model, not a curated record. Bases 1 to 564 code for a protein of 187 amino acids.